GUUUAUCAGUGCUUCAGUUUUUGUGUUUAUAGUAAUUGUCGUAAAUUUAUGUAAUUUUUAUUAAAUGUGAUUGUAAUUGUAAUUUAAAGCAAUGUCGGAAGAAGACGAAAGUUACUGUCGUCUAUGCGCAGAACCAACACCCGCGGAACAAUUAAUACAAAGCGAUGGGGAUGUUGGUAAAAAUUCUAAAAUCUCCACAAAAAUGCUUUGGAUUAACGUUAAAAUUAAUAAUUCACUGCCUACUGCUAUAUGUUUUGCUUGUUUCGACAUGUUGGAGCGUACCUGGCAGUUCCUACACAACGUGCGCUGCGCACAGCAGAAAUUGAACGACAUUUUCUGUAAAAAAACCGAAAACGAUUCCUCCACACCUGAAAUCAAAACUGAUAACUCUAUAGACGCUGGGAAGCCGAUCAAUAAGGAUUGGGAAGACUUCCAGGAUACGAAAUUGGAGGCAAAAGACGAAUCUCCUAUCGACAGUCUACAGAUCAUUACAGUUGAUCCAAAUUCCCUAAUGGAUGUUGAUUUGAACAUAGUUAAGGCUGAACCUGACAGUGAGGAUGAUGUAGAACUUAUAGGUGAUGGGUUCGAUUCCACAGACAGUGAUAUACCACUCCAAUUGUCUGUGAAGAAGAAGAAAUUGAAGAAAACCAAAAAAGUAACGGAGAAGGUAACAAAUGAAGAUGAUAGAGAUGAUGAGUUAAGUUGGGAUAACUAUAUGUGUCGGUGUGCAAACUGUGACGCCCAGUGUAAAAACAUGUCAUUGCUAAGAUUGCACUCGUUGCAUAUACAUUCCUGUUGUUGUGUCUUCAAAUGCUCGGACUGUGGUAAAGUAAUCGGCAGCUUUAGGACUUUCGUGAACCAUGUACGGAUACAUAAUAAAAUAUUAAGGUAUUACUGUGAAUUCUGCAAUAAACGUUUCACACGAUCUGCAUACACGAAGAAACACCGAAACAACGUUCACCGAGAUGCGUUCCUAACGAUGUGUGGUAACUGUGGUGCAUCAUUUGAUACACACGAACAGUUAAAAGACCAUAUUCUAAUAUACUCGAAGAAUUUGAAGAAGAAAUCGUUAAAACACAAAGACGUGGAGACGGACUUGAAAUGCGACCAUUGUAGUAAAGAAUUUAAAUCUAGAAGUAAUUUAGUCCAACACAAACUCGUUCAUACUGAGCGGAGAAGGGAUUUCUCGUGCCAUGUGUGCGGCAAGAUGUUUUACACGAAAGGAACUCUAGGAACCCAUAUGAUGACACAUGAAGAUACAAAACCAUACAAGUGUGAGUACUGUCCAAUGGCAUUCCGUGCUCGUGGUAACCUCCAAUCCCAUAUAAGUCUACAUUCAGCUGCGAAGCCAUUUGUUUGCGAGCAGUGUGGCAAGAGUUUCCGAGUGAAACGUCACUUAAAGUCCCAUUCUAUUGUACAUACAGACUUAAUGCCAUAUGAAUGUGAAUAUUGCCAUAAAGCUUUCCGUUUUAAGACUCGGUUAAACUUACAUCUACGUCAGCAUACGGGGGCAAAGCCCUAUACUUGUGUUUACUGCCAACGAGACUUCACGAAUGGCUCUAAUUUUAAAAAACAUAUGAAAAGAAGACAUAAUAUUGAUACAUCACGGAAAAAAUACAAUAAUAUUGUGAGUGAAAAAAGCUUAGAUGGUAGCGAUGAAGUUAAUAGUAAUCAGACUUAAUAUAAGCUUUCUAAAUUAGAACUUAUAGCUAUUUUCAAAAUGUUUAAACUACUACAAACUUACUUAAAAGACAUCCAGGGACUAGAAACAUUACUAGAUAACGCCUCAGAGCUGACUCAUUGGACCAGCAUCAUGAAUUUAAAGGAAUACAAACGAUUUAAGAAAAAACAGUCAGAUUAGACUAAAAAACAUACACAAACAAACAGAAAAUUAUAAAAUUGAAUAUUUUAAAACCGUCAAAAUAGGUCCAGCCGUUUCAGAGAUUAGCAACAACAGACAUAUAACUAUAUACAAUGUGUACACUUUCAUAUGCAUUUAGUGAGAAGCUGUUGGUAUAAAAAUACAAAUGGACAGUUAAAUCUUAUUUAUUUUUAUAGAAAUUAUGUCUCAUCUACAAAUAUUUAAUUAAAUCAUCACAAUU
This is a messenger RNA of Achroia grisella, 2102 nucleotides long. Its product is annotated as gastrula zinc finger protein XlCGF26.1-like. Gene Ontology annotation, molecular function: DNA-binding transcription factor activity; RNA polymerase II cis-regulatory region sequence-specific DNA binding; zinc ion binding. Gene Ontology annotation, cellular component: nucleus. The transcript has a single exon. Bases 92 to 1681 code for a protein of 529 amino acids. Gene Ontology annotation, biological process: regulation of transcription by RNA polymerase II. The record is from RefSeq and is a predicted model, not a curated record. NCBI's taxonomy places the organism in Eukaryota, Metazoa, Arthropoda, Insecta, Lepidoptera, Pyralidae.